Hermetia illucens (black soldier fly) is the source of this 900-nucleotide messenger RNA. RefSeq names its product RING finger protein narya-like. Gene Ontology annotation, biological process: protein sumoylation; reciprocal meiotic recombination; homologous chromosome pairing at meiosis. The transcript is spliced from 4 exons. Gene Ontology annotation, molecular function: SUMO transferase activity. The record is from RefSeq and is a predicted model, not a curated record. Gene Ontology annotation, cellular component: synaptonemal complex. The coding region runs from base 48 to 821 and encodes 257 amino acids. NCBI's taxonomy places the organism in Eukaryota, Metazoa, Arthropoda, Insecta, Diptera, Stratiomyidae.
UUUUGCAAGUUGUUUCUCUGCCUCAGCCAAUUAUCGAACAGGAUAAAAUGAAUGAAGACUGGGUGCAUUGCAACAAGUGUUUUCGAUCGGAAACUCCUCUUUCAUUUUAUUUAUCGCGAUGCCAGCAUAUUUUCUGUAGAGAAUGUUUGGCAUCUGUUUGUCCAAUUUGCGGGGCAAAUAUGAAAGCGAUUGAAAUUAACUCUUCCAUGUCCAGCGAAAUGAAGCUCGCAUUCGAAGAUAUUGAAAAGGUUUUCGAGCGAAUGAAGCGAAUUGUUCAAUUCCAAUGGAUGCAGCGAUCAAGCUUGGAGGCAGCGAAAAUACCCGUAGUUGUUAAAUACAUGGAAAUGCAAAAGGACAUCAAACGAUUGAGAAAGGGUUUGUUUUUGCUGAAUGAAGAUGCUAAUAAAGAAAAAUAUAAAUUCAACAAAGCGAGAGAAAAUGUUGAGUUUUUGUUAAGGUACAAAUCCCAAGGAGCGUCUAAAAGAAAAACUCCCCACUUGUUUACUGCCCCAUCUACAUCCUUCUCCGGACCAGGGACACAACUUACGCAUUUUAUGCCCCGCCAACAACACCGAAGUAUGUUUGACGAUGUUAAGGAUCGAUCAAUGAGAAACUUGUAUGUGACACCCGCCUUUCGGGAUAUGUCCCGAUUGAUGACUCAGACAUCAAGUACCUGUACAGAUAUGAAAGGAGCCAGUAAAUACCUUGGACCACAGAGAAAAGAUUUUUUCAAUCUCCACAACACAGUCGAUUCCAGCUAUGGAAGUGCCGACGUAAAACAAAAGGGUUCUUAUGGAUUUAAUUUUUAUAAAAGGCAAUAAAAUCAAAUAAAAUAUUUCAUUCUAUGUUCAUAUAUACUAUAUCAAAAUAAAGCGUUAAUAUUUUCCAAUUAAAUAUCAA